Sinocyclocheilus anshuiensis is the source of this 2303-nucleotide messenger RNA. RefSeq names its product COUP transcription factor 2. NCBI's taxonomy places the organism in Eukaryota, Metazoa, Chordata, Actinopteri, Cypriniformes, Cyprinidae. The transcript is spliced from 3 exons. Bases 769 to 2049 code for a protein of 426 amino acids. Gene Ontology annotation, molecular function: zinc ion binding; sequence-specific DNA binding; DNA-binding transcription factor activity. The record is from RefSeq and is a predicted model, not a curated record. Gene Ontology annotation, biological process: regulation of DNA-templated transcription.
AGAGAGAAAGCAUUCUGCCAGCCCAGCGCCUACAAAUCGCAGUCACUUCCUAACCUCCCCCUUUUUAACAUAUUUGAUCACUUUGGUUCUCUGUUCUCUCUCUUAUUAUUUUUACGCGCAUGAAGGAGGUUCUGUAGGUUGUGAUCUUUUUGUUUUAUUAUCAGUCCUGUUUGCCGGAGAGUUGACUUCAUAUUUGACUCGAGCACAGGCUGCAACUGCGCGCGGCUGCUACCGCUACCUCAUCUGAAGAAAAGGAAGAAGCGGCAAUAUUUUUUUUUUUUUGCCAGUUGUUGGUUUUCUUCAAGACUUUACGCUGGAACUUCUCGCGUGUCGCAAGUAUCUUUGAAAGCUGCGUGUUUCUGUGCGUCCGAACAUCGCUACACACGUGAAGUUAUCUGUCCUGCUCUGUUCAUAUCUUCAUCCGCAGUGUUUAUUUCCCAUUUUUUCGUUGAUGGGUUUACUGGAUGGAUGACUGCAAGUGCCCCUGGACUUGGCCUCUUAGAACAAGGCUGCUAUUCGUCUUGUCUUUGCUUCAGUUUUAACCACAUGCCAGGUAACGCUGUUUCAGUCAAGAAAUAGACUACUGUUUGUCGUCGGUGCGCAACUUUGAACGGACAUUCAGACUCUAACCGACCGUGCCGAUCCUGAAUUAUUUAUUUUACCUUCCUAAGUGAUAAAGGCACCGUGCUGCGUUAUUAUUUCUUUAAGCAAAGCAUUCCGAAACCAAAAACGGGAAACAAAAAGUUUUCUUAACGUUGACUGAUAGAUAUGGCAAUGGUAGUGUGGAGAGGCUCCCAGGACGAUGUGGCCGAGACCCAGGGCACCCUCUCAUCGCAAGCCCAAGGAGGACUAUCCCUUCCAACCCCUCAACCAGGCCAGCUAGGUCUGACGGCCUCUCAGGUCGCCCCUCCGACCCCUCAGACACCCGUUCAAGGACCCCCGAACAACAACACACAGUCCACCCCGACGAACCAGACGACGCAGAGUCAGUCGGAAAAGCAGCAACCACAGCACAUAGAGUGCGUGGUUUGCGGGGACAAAUCCAGCGGCAAACACUAUGGCCAGUUUACAUGCGAGGGGUGUAAAAGCUUUUUCAAACGGAGCGUACGAAGGAACCUCACUUAUACAUGCCGUGCCAACAGGAAUUGUCCCAUUGACCAGCACCAUCGCAAUCAGUGUCAGUACUGCCGCUUCAAAAAAUGCCUCAAAGUUGGCAUGAGACGGGAAGUUUCUCAUUUUACUGCAGCCGUGCAAAGGGGACGGAUGCCACCCACACAGCCACACCAUGGUCAGUUCGCCUUGACAAAUGGGGACCCACUGCACUGCCAUUCCUACUUAUCCGGAUAUAUCUCUCUACUACUACGAGCGGAGCCCUACCCAACUUCCCGGUAUGGCAGUCAAUGCAUGCAACCCAACAACAUCAUGGGCAUCGAGAACAUUUGUGAACUGGCAGCCAGGAUGCUGUUUAGUGCGGUAGAGUGGGCCAGGAAUAUUCCCUUCUUCCCAGACCUCCAAAUUACCGACCAGGUUGCCCUUUUGAGGUUGACCUGGAGUGAGUUGUUUGUACUCAACGCUGCUCAAUGCUCCAUGCCGCUCCAUGUGGCUCCACUUCUGGCGGCGGCUGGGCUCCAUGCCUCCCCCAUGUCUGCGGACAGAGUGGUCGCCUUUAUGGACCACAUUAGGAUCUUCCAAGAACAAGUAGAAAAGCUCAAAGCUUUGCACGUUGACUCUGCUGAAUACAGCUGUUUAAAGGCCAUUGUUUUAUUCACUUCAGAUGCGUGUGGCCUGUCAGAUGUGGCCCAUGUGGAAAGUUUGCAAGAGAAGUCCCAGUGCGCUCUGGAGGAGUACGUUCGGAGCCAGUAUCCCAACCAGCCAACUCGGUUUGGGAAGUUAUUACUGCGCUUGCCCUCUCUCCGUACAGUCUCUUCCUCGGUCAUAGAGCAAUUAUUUUUCGUCCGAUUGGUAGGUAAAACCCCAAUUGAAACCCUCAUCAGGGAUAUGUUGCUGUCGGGGAGCAGUUUUAACUGGCCUUACAUGUCGAUUCAGUAGGCAGAAGGAAUUAUCAAAGGGGCUGUGACUACAAUAGUUAGCGCUUCUUUUGUAGAAGGAAACGGCUGUUACACGAGUUUACUUUCACGAAGAAAGACUUUCAUACAAUGACUGUGAAUUUUAAAAUUGAGACAUUCAGUGAAGCCUCGAAAUCCAGAGAUUGCUCCCAAUGUCAUUCUGAACAGUUUGUUAUAAUGUUUUUUGUUUGUUUGUUGUUGUUGUUUUUUUUUUUAAUAAAUGCAAAGAUGAAUAAA